This is a messenger RNA of Yamadazyma tenuis ATCC 10573, 249 nucleotides long. It is a transcript of the gene COX12, whose product is annotated as cytochrome c oxidase subunit VIb. The record is from RefSeq and is a predicted model, not a curated record. NCBI's taxonomy places the organism in Eukaryota, Fungi, Ascomycota, Pichiomycetes, Serinales, Debaryomycetaceae. Gene Ontology annotation, cellular component: respiratory chain complex IV; mitochondrion.
AUGGCUAUCGACCCUGAAACAUUUAAGUUCGACACCCCACAAUUCGACCCUAGAUUCCCCAACCAAAACCAAUCCAAGAAUUGUGCCCAGGCCUACGUGGACUACCAUAAAUGUGUGGCUGUGAAAGGUGAAGACUUCGAGCCUUGUAAGAUCUUCUGGAAAACCUACACUUCUUUAUGUCCACUCGAAUGGGUUGAAAGAUGGAACGAUCAAAAGGAGGCCGGAAAAUUGCCUUUCAAGCUCGAUUAG